Talaromyces proteolyticus is the source of this 1311-nucleotide messenger RNA. RefSeq lists its product as uncharacterized. The record is from RefSeq and is a predicted model, not a curated record. Lineage: Eukaryota; Fungi; Ascomycota; Eurotiomycetes; Eurotiales; Trichocomaceae. The coding region runs from base 1 to 1311 and encodes 436 amino acids. The transcript has a single exon.
AUGAAUCUCGGGUUACUUCUACUACUACUAGCCACCACGGCAUUUUCAUCCCCUUUAUCGGCGUCUACCAUACAAAAGGCCUCUCAAACUACCACAAGUCAUACUGUUGUUGAGACUGAAAAAUUAACGGAUGGAAUAAGGAGGGACAACCCGGCACAAUCCACCGCAGCGACUUCUAUAACCAGCCCACCUUUGGAACGAUGCGAUCCGACCAACUGCGGCACGCUAUGCACUUCAAAGAGUGCACAACCUUCAGGUGAUGGAGUAAUGGCGGUAGCACCUAUAUCUGUGGGCGGUACCUCGAUACCAACUGUCCAAAGCCCUAUUGACACGAUUUUCAGUGUCACCGCGAGCUCUAUAGUCAUCUCUCCAACAUCGACUGUGCCUCUUCCCGCCCUCAAUCAGCGGAGUAUGCCCCAUUACCUGGUGAUUCCUGAUAAUAGAACAUUGUUCAACAAUUCCCUGAUGAUCCCCGAUAAUAAAACACUGCUCGACAAUACUUUGAUGAAACGCACAUUUCCAGACGUGCCCCUGAUUGGUCUAUACCUCAAAGAACUUGAACCCGCAUUCCUCCCGCUUAAUGCACGUACGUCAGAUGGGAAGUUUUAUCCGUUUCCAGCCAGAGAUCACAGUAGUGUGGGUGUGCAAGGUUUAUAUGGAUGUACCUCUGUGAUCAUUAUAUCUCAGAUAGGGGCAUAUGUAUCUCAUAUCUGGGAAGACCCGGUCUUUGGCCAUAAUGAAGGAUCUAAAUGGAUUGAUUCUCCCGACAAGGACUUCUGGACGAAUAGCUUUAGAGAACUCUAUGAGGGUGGGACUUGGGCAAAGAGUGUGCGAGGCCUAAUUGGAACCGAUCAAAAAAAAGGGCCACUCCAUCCUGACCGUCAACCCGUCAUCUUCGUUGUCACUCCCUAUGUCAUUGAUAUUGAUCCAAAAACGGGGGAUGUGAUAAAGCGUAUCAAUUUUGAAAAACGUGCUGCGCAACUUGCUGAGGCAUUUUCGAAUGUAGUCCAAAAAAAGGAUAAAAAGAGGCGCUAUAUUAUAGGAUAUGACCGCCUCACUAAAAAUGAGGUUGAGGCGAAUAUAAUGGGAGAUGAGGGCAAAGUCGUUGUAGAGGUUGACCCUACAAAUAGCAUUAAGGAAAUUAAUGAUGGGACUCUCCGUUACCUUGGAAAAUGGCGGAUCUUUGUGCAGGAUAGGGAAAUUGACGGUGUCCAAUUUUAUAACGUGCGAGCAUCUCCCACCCCUACCCCUACCCCUAUCCCUACCCCGGCUCCAAAUCCUGACCCGGAUGAACCAGACUGCGGUGAAUAG